AUGUUGUUCGUUAUAAGAUCAUUGUUAGUUUUAUUUCUUUUCUUUUCCAAAUGGGCAUUAUCCACACUGGUAGGGAAUCAUACGGAAGAUAUAUCUAAUCCUUCAAACAAUGUAACAAUAUUAAAGGACGACGAAGGAAGCUUUGAAUCUGGUACUAUUAUAAUGUUUGAAUUAGAUGCUUAUGAAGAAUCUGAGGCAGAUGGAUCACUUAAAGGAGACUAUGUUAAGGAUAAUAUUUCUGAUUUUCCCCAGGAAUUAAAUAUAGUUCCGAGACAAAAUAUACAAGAAUUCGUUCUGUGGGUUACAGAAACUGUUGGUAAAUGCCUUACUUCUAAUUGGCAACUUGCUAUUGACAUGAGUCAUUUGGCAUCUAAAAUUUGGGUUCGUAUUAGAGAAGGUAACUGUGAAGAAAUACAUGGACAAAUGGGAGGAUUAUGGUAUAGAUAUUGGACAAGUGAUAAAAAAUGUGAAUCUAUACCUGAUCAAAAGACUAUUUCGGAGGCAAUACAUGCAGUAUUACAAAAAUUGAGAGGUGAUUUGGUGGAAAAUGUUUAUUGCAUCACGAUGUCUCAUGGUGGCAUUCCUUAUGGAACUUUAUUAAUUGGAACUACUCCUAAUGCUAUGACAGCAUCAUGCCAGGAUAUUUUCAAAGGAAAUUAUGAAGUAGACAAUGGUUCUUUAGAGUAA
Messenger RNA from Candida tropicalis MYA-3404, 687 nucleotides. RefSeq lists its product as uncharacterized. NCBI's taxonomy places the organism in Eukaryota, Fungi, Ascomycota, Pichiomycetes, Serinales, Debaryomycetaceae. Bases 1 to 687 code for a protein of 228 amino acids. The transcript has a single exon. The record is from RefSeq and is a predicted model, not a curated record.